CAGCUACCAUUCACCACCGAGUGAAGCCCAAGGAGCGAGACAUGGAGGAUUCAAAGAAACCAUCCUCGCUCCAAGUGGAGUUACCGGAGUCCGAGGUGACGCACUUCAAGCUUCCGGUCGACUCGGAGCACAAGGCCACCGAGUUCCGGCUUUUGUCCUUCGCCGCGCCGCACAUGCGCGCCUUCCACCUCUCCUGGUUUUCCUUCUUCUGCUGCUUCGUGUCGACGUUCGCCGCCCCGCCACUACUCCCGGUGAUCCGCGACAGCCUGGGCCUCACCACCACCGACAUCGGCAACGCCGGGAUCGCCUCGGUCUCGGGCGUGGUCUUCGCCCGCCUCGCCAUGGGCACUGCCUGCGACCUCGUCGGCCCCCGCCUCGCUUCCGCCUCCCUCAUCCUCCUCACCACCCCGGCCGUCUACUUCACCGCCAUCAUCAACUCCGCCUCCUCCUACCUGCUCGUCCGUUUCUUCACCGGCUUCUCCAUCGCCACCUUCGUCUCCUGCCAGUUCUGGAUGAGCUCCAUGUUCUCCCCGCCAAAAGUAGGGGUCGCCAACGGCCUCGCCGGAGGUUGGGGCAACCUCGGCGGCGGCGCCACCCAGCUCAUCAUGCCGCUCGUCUACGACCUCAUCCGCGACACCGGUACUGCGAGUUUCACUGCGUGGCGUGUCGCAUUCUUCAUCCCGGGGGUCAUGCAGACCUUGUCGGCGAUCGCCGUCCUAGCUUCAGGCCAGGACAUGCCCGACGGCAACUACCGGAAUCUGGAGAAGGCCGGAAACAAGCCCAAGGACAGCUUCCAUAAGGUGUUCUACCAUGGAGUCUCAAACUAUAGGGGAUGGAUACUGGCCUUAACGUACGGGUACUGCUUUGGGGUGGAGUUGACGGUGGACAACAUUAUAGCAGAGUAUUUCUAUGAUAGAUUUGGUGUCAAUCUCCAGAUUGCCGGGAUCAUUGCGGCGAGCUUCGGGCUGGCGAACAUCGUGUCGAGGCCCGGUGGCGGGUGGCUGUCGGAUCGGAUGUCCGAGAGGUUUGGGAUGAGGGGGAGGUUGUGGAGUUUGUGGGUGGUGCAGAGCUUUGGUGGCUUUCUCUGUAUCAUGUUAGGGAGGAUGGACACCCUCAGUGCGUCCAUUGUGGUCAUGGUGCUCUUCUCAUUCUUUGUUCAGGCUGCUUGUGGGCUCACCUUCGGUGUCGUCCCUUUCGUCUCCAGAAGGUCUUUGGGAUUGAUCUCUGGGAUGACAGGAGGAGGUGGCAGUCUGGGAGCAGUCAUAACUCAGCUUAUAUUCUUCAGAGGCUCCAAAUACUCAAAGGAAACAGGGAUCACCCUCAUGGGCAUCAUGAUCCUGUGCUGCACCCUACCCAUCAUGCUCAUCUAUUUCCCACAGUGGGGUGGAAUGUUCUGUGGCCCGAAACCAAAUGCAACAGAAGAAGUAUAUUAUUCAGCUGAAUGGAAUGAGAAAGAGAAAGAGAAAGGUUACCACUCAGCAAGCUUAAAGUUUGCAGAUAACAGUGUCGGUGAAAGGGGUGAAAAAGGGGGCUCUUCACCUACAAUCCCCGUGGAUGUACCAACACAAGCAUGAACACAUGAAAUUUAUUUAAGAAUGUCAACAGCCAGUUCGAGAAAGAUCAACUCACCUACUGUUUGAUUUCUUAUCCUUGCAAGUUGUUGAUAUGUUUAGAUGUCCGAAUAUGCUGUCUGGAAUGAAAAUAAUGCUUCUUAGAAGAGCAUGUAAAAGCCUGCAGCAACUGCUGCAAUAAUCUUUCCGAGGUAUGUAGCAUCUUUGUGAAUCAAAAGGCUAGAAAAGUUGAGUUCAAUGUUUCGUUCCUUUCUCUACUCUGUACCUAAAGCUUUGUGACCUUAAUUACAAGUGUUUUAGGGCAAUACAAGGAUAAACUAACUAAAUUUGUGACAAAACAAGGCCAAGGCUGAAAGUUUUUAUGAGUGGAACAGAAUAGAACAGAGUCGUGACAGAAGGUCCUUGAAUUCUAAAUGCCCUCAUUAGAAGCUUAAAUAUUAAAUUAUGAUUAAAACAGAUCCAGCUACAGCUAGUACACCAAUUAAAAAGAAGAUUGUUGAUAAAACAACUACAACAUAAUUUCCAAUCAGUAAAUAAUCCAGAAAGCUCUUCUUAUAGGACGGGUUAUAAAAAGGCUACGAUACCCACCUACCGGUCCCCAAAAUUGUUAGCUUCCUCAAUGACUUGCAUCUACAAACGUUUCAAGCCAUAAACUUUUAUCUGGAUGCCCUUUAUAAAAUUAUCAACCAACAAUCAGCAUAAGAAGACACUAAAGCUUGAGGGAAAGCUCUGGAAUUCUAUGGACAAGGAAAUGAGUUCACUUUUCAUUGCUGCUUCUUAUCAGAGAAUGGGCAUCGGGGAAUUUUGCACAAAAGUUUCUUUAUCUAAAACAGCAUAUUGCUUGUUCAUUUCAAUCAUUGCCUUCCCAGCAGCUGUGUCUGACUUGAUCCUCAUCUGUCUCAUAAAGUGCAGGUAAGGAAUACAGAAGCACAAAAACUGCAAAGAAUUAUGCGAUAAACAUGUUAAAAUUUAUGUAAUGCAUUACUGGCAACUAACAAAUUUCCGGACACAAAAAUGUACCCUGAUCAUAAGGAAAUCUGUUACAAAAAAAAAAGUGCAAUAAAAUAAAGUAACAAGCUGAAAAAUUAAUUCUGCAACCCCCUGUCAAUCUCUGGGGAUACUUCUCUAGAUAUAGGCAUUCCUGAAAACAGUUUUGAUAAAGAAAGCAAUGACUCACCAUUUACAUUAGGAGAUGUCCAAAACUAUGCAAGCAAGCAUGGCCAAAAUGUUGAUCCAUAUCUAUUUGUCUGUAUGUCAUAAUUAUAUGGUUAAUGCAUAAUGUCCAUCAGUUGAGUGGACAACAUGUUAUAGGCCAAGUGCAGUCUGAGAAAUAUAUCCAUGGAACCUAAAAUUGAAUACUUCCCUAUUGUUUUGAGCGUUUCUAGUGCUAGUUGAUGGUCAAGAAGAUAUCCACUGUCUUGCAUACCAGCAUGGAUUUAUAAGAUUUCAGAUUAUUCAAACUCAUAUAUAGGAUUUAGAAACAUAGUUAUCUUUCUUUUUUCCAGCAAUAACCAGGUUUUGAACCCCUGGAUAUCCUGCAAUGGCAACUUCUUAGGGAAGAGGCGCCACCAAACAGAGUUGACAGUUCUUGGCGAUGUGUAUUUUUUUUGAAUUUAUGCUUAUCCGAGAAAGAUACUGGUUGUUAUAUUGAUAUAAAAGGACUACUAGAUAGAAAAUAACAUUCAUCAGUCAAAUAGUUACCAUGAAGACAGUCUUGAAAUUGGUCAACCACAAAUGGAAAAUUCCUUGUAGAUUAAAUCAAUCAACCAAAAAGAAAUUCAAAAGAAUUCCAACUAGCAUCCAUGUUCAUAUCUACAGAACUCUUGACCUUUCAUCAUUAUGUGUCAUGUUUCUUCAGUAUGUGUUAGUAAUCUAGGGGUUGCAAUUAGGAAAAUAAUAAGAAGAGGUACAGGUAUCAGCUUCUCUGAACACUGAUACUGCAUCAUCAUUCUUUUGACCAAACCUCAUUGCCAGUGUGUUCCAAAGCCAGUGAGCGUAUGAGGGCCCCAAAUAAUUGACAGCUGAGCAGGAACAGGCAGUAGUAAAUAUAUAUACAGGAAUAGCAAAAGGCAUGUUAAAAAGGCUUCCACCUUGAAUUCAGUACAAUCUUCUGAUAACAUUCAUUUAAAAUAGUUCAAUUAAUUCCUAUAAAAUUGGUUCUUUGUUUGGUGGAAAUAAGUGAAGAAUCCCACAAGUAUUUGUAUCUUUGCAGCUGUCAAUGCAUUUUUGAAACUUCUACUUCUGUCAAGUAGAGAUAUCCUGGUAAUCAAAAAAAAGGCACGCAUAAUAUAAUUGCAAA
This is a messenger RNA of Phoenix dactylifera (date palm), 3870 nucleotides long. RefSeq names its product high-affinity nitrate transporter 2.3-like. Gene Ontology annotation, molecular function: nitrate transmembrane transporter activity. NCBI's taxonomy places the organism in Eukaryota, Viridiplantae, Streptophyta, Magnoliopsida, Arecales, Arecaceae. The record is from RefSeq and is a predicted model, not a curated record. Gene Ontology annotation, biological process: transmembrane transport.